AGAGGGAGCCGGGCCGCCGUCGCUGCUGUUGCUGUCUGUGCGCCCUCCGCCCGGUGGCCCCCACCUCCGCCCUGCGGCCGCACCUGGCGCCCCCUGGCUUCCCCGGCCCCCGCGCGGCGUGGAGCCAUCUUCCCUCACCUCCUACCGGAACCCUAGCUUGCUCCCGGCCCAUGCGGCCCCCGCGGGCUCCCGGCCCCGGCUCCAGAACUGAGCCCUGCACCUGAGCGCGGGGCCCGGCGGGGCGCGGCGGCCGCGAUGGGGAAACUGCAGUCGAAGCACGCCGCCGCCGCCCGCAAGCGGAGAGAGAGUCCGGAAGGGGACAGCUUCGUGGCGUCCGCGUACGCGAGCGGCCGCAAAGGCGCGGAGGAAGCGGAGCGGCGCGCGCGGGACAAGCAGGAGCUGCCCAGUGGGGACCCCAAGGAGGAGCCUUUCCGGGAGGACCAGUGUCCCCUAGAGGUGGCACUCCCCCCUGAGAAAGCUGAGGGCCGCGAGCACCCGGGACAACAACCCAGCGCAGAUGAUGGAGAAAGGGCAGCAAACCGCGAGGGCCCACGAGGACCGGGCGGGCAGCGCCUCAACAUUGAUGCACUCCAGUGCGAUGUCUCGGUGGAGGAGGACGACCGCCAGGAGUGGACGUUCACACUCUAUGACUUUGACAACUGCGGGAAGGUCACCAGGGAGGACAUGUCCAGCCUCAUGCACACCAUCUAUGAGGUCGUGGAUGCCUCAGUCAACCACUCCUCGGGCAGCAGCAAGACCCUCCGUGUGAAGCUAACCGUCAGCCCUGAGCCCUCCACCAAGAGGAAGGAGGGUCCUCCUGCUGGCCAGGACCGGGAGCCCAGCCGUUGCAGGAUGGAGGGUGAACUGGCAGAGGAGCCAAGGAUGGCCGACAGGAGGUUGUCUGCACACGUCAGGAGGCCCGGUGCUGACCCCCAGCCCUGCUCGGAGCGGGGGCCCUACUGCGUGGACGAGAACACGGAGCGCAGAAACCACUACCUGGACCUCGCCGGGAUUGAGAACUACACGUCCAGAUUCGGCCCUGGGUCCCCUCCUGUGCAAGCCAAGCAGGAGCCCCAGGGCAGGGCCUCGCACCUCCAGGCCCGGUCCCGCUCCCAGGAGCCGGACACACACGCCGGGCACCACCGCAGGUCGCAGGUGCUGGUGGAACAUGUCGUGCCAGCCUUGGAGCCUGCUGCCCGGGCCCUGGACCCGCAGCCCCGGCCGAAGGGGCCGGAGAAGCAGUUCCUCAAGUCCCCCAAGGGCUCCGGGAAGCCGCCUGGGGUGCCAGCCAGCAGCAAGUCCGGGAAAGCCUUCAGCUACUACCUGCCGGCCGUCCUCCCGCCCCAGGCCCCUCAGGACGGUCACCACUUCCCGCAGCCUCCCCUGCAGCCGCCACCGCCACCUUACGGCCACAAGCGGUACCGCCAAAAGGGCAGGGAGGGCCACUCGCCACUCAAGGCCCCACACGCCCAGCCUGCCACAGUGGAGCACGAGGUGGUGCGGGACCUGCCGCCCACACCAGCAGGAGAGGGCUACGCGGUGUCAGUGAUCCAGCGGCACGAGCACCAUCACCACCACGAGCACCACCACCACCACCACCACCACCACUUCCACCCGUCCUAGUGCCGCCGCCAAGCACACCUCGCUCCCAGCACAGCACAGCCCGCGCCGUCAGGGCAGGGAGCAAAGCAGCUGCCGGCUGUGUGCCCGUGGAGAGCCCAGCUCCCCCCCACCUCCGACAGCAAACAGCAACUGACUGCAGGUGCUGGCAUAAUGGAGGCGGUGCACCUUGGACACGUGGACAAGGCCCAGGCGCCCUCUGCUCUCCUGCCCUCGAUGCCAUGUGGCAGUGAACACAUCUGAAGCCACUGCGUUUCCCGGCUCUAAGGCUCGUCUGUGUAACCCAUAAAACCUGCUUUGAUUCCAAAAUGAGGCCCUGGAGUGCGGAAGGAGUGCCCGGAUGCUUGGGGUGGGUGUUCUCCCUGGGGCUUCGAGGGGUGACCGCUGUAGGCUGUCCCAGUGCGAGGCUGGGAGCGAAUGGAAAAGCCGAGGCUUUGCCUGGCUUGUGCAUCAUGAAGUCAGAGGGAACAGGGCCGGGGGGAAGCAGCUUAUGCUUAGUAGGGAGCAUCCGGGGCUCCCUGGAGGAGGCCAAGCAGCAGACGCAGCAGAAGGCAGCAGCACUGGAAAGAGAAGCGCCAGACCAGCGAGGAGGGGCCACAGGGUACGGGGAGCCCAGACCAGCGAGGAGGGGCCACAAGGCAGCAUGCGGCGGUAGAGGUAGCCCCUGGUCCUGGAGACACAGCAGCUCAGGUGAAUGCAGGACACAGUCAAGGCGGGGAGGGGCAGGGUGACAGACGCUGGAGAAAGGCAGAGGCUCACGAUUGGUGCGGCUCAGAACAUGGGGACCUGCACAUUCACGGUCUUAGCACUGACGGGGCGGCUUCUGUGACAUGUCAGCUUUGGAGAAAGGUGUGUCCUCCUGCAAGGGUCAGGAGAUGGUUGCAGGCCAGAAGGAUGUCCCAGUGAUGUUUCUGAGUCUUGCAGCCUGCAGGGGUCCACAUGGUUACCCCGAACAGGAACCGUGGGGGGUGCUUUCUGGAACCCAGGGGGCCCGUGUCAAUGUUUCUGAAUCUUGCAGCCUGCGGGGGUCCACGUGUUUACCCUGAACAGGAACGUGCGGGUGAUUUCCGGGAUAUGGCGAGGCUGUACGGCAGUUUUGCAUUUACAUUCCUUGUUUUGUUUUUAAGGAUAAAGUGGUGCUGGGUGGGGUCUGUGGGAGGGGUUUGAGCCACAGGGGCAGAUCCCUGGCGAAUGGCUUGGAUGUGUGUCCCCUCCAAGUCUCAUGCUGAGAUGUGAUCCGUGGUGCUGGGUGAGGUCUGUGGGAGGGGUUUGAGCCAUGGGGGCUGAUCCCUGGCGAAUGGCUUGGAUGUGUGUCCCCUCCAAGUCUCAUGCUGAGAUGUGAUCCGUGGUGCUGGGUGAGGUCUGUGGGAGGGGUUUGAGCCAUGGGGGCUGAUCCCUGGCGAAUGGCUUGGAUGUGUGUCCCCUCCAAGUCUCAUGCUGAGAUGUGAUCCGUGGUGCUGGGUGAGGUCUGUGGGAGGGGUUUGAGCCAUGGGGGCAGAUCCCUGGCGAAUGGCUUAGAUGUGUGUCCCCUCCAAGUCUCAUGCUGAGAUGUGAUCCGUGGUGCUGGGUGAGGUCUGUGGGAGGGGUUUGAGCCAUGGGGGCUGAUCCCUGGCGAAUGGCUUAGAUGUGUGUCCCCUCCAAGUCUCAUGCUGAGACGUGAUCCGUGGUGCUGGGUGAGGUCUGUGGGAGGGGUUUGAGCCAUGGGGGCUGAUCCCUGGCGAAUGGCUUAGAUGUGUGUCCCCUCCAAGGCUCAUGCUGAGACGUGAUCCGUGGUGCUGGGUGAGGUCUGUGGGAGGGGUUUGAGCCAUGGGGGCUGAUCCCUGGCGAAUGGCUUGGAUGUGUGUCCCCUCCAAGUCUCAUGCUGAGACGUGAUCCGCGGUGCUGGAUGGGGUCUGUGGGAGGGGUUUGAGCCAUGGGGGCAGAUCCCUGGCGAAUAUGGCUUGGCACCCUUGCCGUGGUGAUAAGUGAGCUCUCAUUCUGAGUUUGUGGGAGAUCUGGUUCUUUAGAGCAAGGGCCCCAACCCCCAGGCUGUGGACUGCUACUGGUUUAUGGCCUGUUAGGAAUGGGCCGCACAGCAUGGGGUGAGCAGUGGUGAGCGAGCAUGAGUGCCUGAGCCGCCUCCUGUUAAAUCAGAGGCGGGAUUAGAUCCUCAUGGGUGCUCAAACCCUGUUGUGAACUGCGCAUAUGAGGGAUCUAGGUUGUGUGCCCCUUAUGAGAAUCUAAUGCCUGAUGAUUGGAAGUGGAAGUUUCAUCCUGGAACCAUCCCCACACCCCGUCCGUGGAAAACUUGUCUUCCACAAAACCAGUCCCUGGUGCCAAAAAGGCUGGGGACUGCUGGUUUAAAGGAGCUGGCACCUCCCCUCUCUCUCCUGAUCUGACCAUGUGACAUGCCUGCCCCUCCUUUGCCUUCUGCCUUGAGUGGAAGCUUCCUGAGGUCUCCCCAGAAGCUGAGCAGAUACGGGCACUGUGCUUGUACAGCCUGCAGAAUGGGGAGCCAAAUAAACCUCUUUUCUUUAUAAAUACCCCAGUGCCAGGUAUUCCUUUAUAGCAACGCAAAACAGACUAACACAAGAACUCCCCCCUCCCCGCAAAAAAAACCCUAUAAAACACACAUAUGCACAAAAAGUGAGCCAGUGCUGAAUGGUCUCGUUCAUUAAACACCCACAUGUAAAGAUCAGUGUGUCUCAUCAGUUACGCUGCAGCAGCUUGGCCUGGGGCCAAGGGCAAAUUGUGUGUGUGAAGCUGUUGGGUACCAUGUCCAGCAGGCCUGGCACAUGGUGAAUGGGAAGGGACACAGCACAGGAUGGCAUCAGGUCCUGCUCUAGCUCCCGGGCCACACCCGUUGGGGGACAUGGGUGCCACCAGAAGGAAGGCCAUGCUGUGCUGCAGGUGAGACGGAGGCAGAGGCUCCUCAGAGGACUCCCGGCACACAGCCUGCUCCUGGGGCAGCUCUACCUGCCGUUUGGCCCGGUCUUCCCACCAUGCUGGCACCAGGAAGGCUUCACUGUAGGAGACCGGGUGACAAAGGUGACACAAGGACAGAGGCCUCUGUCACAGAAACCAAGAGCCUUGUUCUUGUGUGAGUGUAGACUUUGACUACCAGAUGAUCUUGUUGCUGGACUAGCCUGUAUCUGAAUGAGUGGGAGUGACUUGGUGUAAAUUAGUGAGUGAGUGGGUGAAGGAUGAGUGGGUGAGUUAGUGAGGGAAUGAAUGAGUGAACCGGUGAAUAAAUGAAUGGAACGGUGACUGAGUGAGUAAAUGACAGUGAUGAGUGAGGGCUGAGGGGUAAAUGAGUACAUGAGUAGGCGAAUGAAUGCAUGACAGUCAGUGGGUUAGUGUGUAAAUGAGUGUGUGAACGAGUGAACAGGUGAAUAAAUGAACAGUGAAUGACAGUGAUGAAUGAGGACUGAGGGGUAAAUGAGUACAUGAGUAGGCGAAUGAAUGCGUGACAGUAAGUGGGUUAGUGUGUAAAUGAGUGUGUGAACGAGUGAACAGGUGAAUAAAUGAACAGUGACUGAGUGAAUGACAGUGAUGAGUGAGGGCCGAGGGGAAAUGAGUACAUGAGUAGGCGAAUGAAUGCGUGACAGUGGGUGUGUAAAUGAGUGUGUGAACGAGUGAACACGUGAAUAAAUGAACAGUGAAUGACAGUGAUGAAUGAGGGCUUGAGGGGUAAAUGAGUACAUGAGUAGGCGAAUGUGUGACAGUGAGUGGGUGAGCUGUGAAUGAAUGGGUGCUUAAGGAGUGAGUGAAUGAUGAGUGGGUGAAUGAAUGGGUGAGUCGGGGAACGGGUGGAUGAGCAGGUAAGUGAAUUAGUAUGCAGAUGAGUGGGUGAACGAGACUAUGAGGGAACGAGUGAGUGAGUGGGUGUGUGAACGAGUGGGUGUUAGUGUGUGAACGAGUGGGUGGGUUAGUGUGUGAAUGAGUGGGUGAGUUAGUGGGUGAACGACUGGGUGAGUUAGUGUGUGAAUGACUGGGUUAGUGCGUGAAUGAGUGGGUUAGUGUGUGAAUGGGUGUGUGAACGAGUGGGUGUUAGUGUGUGAACGAGUGGGUGGGUUAGUGUGUGAAUGAGUGGGAUAGUGUGUGAAUGAGUUUGUGAACAAGUGGGUGGGUUAGUGUGUGAAUGAGUGGGUGAGUUAGUGGGUGAACGAGUGGGUGAGUUAGUGUGUGAAUGACUGGGUUAGUGCGUGAAUGAGUGGAUGGGUUAGUGUGUGAAUGAGUGGGUGAGUUGGUGUGUGAACGAGUGUGUGAAUGAGUGGGUGUGUGAAUGAGUGGGCGAGUUAGUGUGUGAGUGGGUGUGUGAACAAGUGGGUGAGUUAGUGGGUGAAUGGGAGAGUUAGUGAAUAGGUGGGUGAGUUAGUGUGUGAAUGGGAGAGUUAGUGAAUGGGUGGGUUAGUGUGUGAAUGAGUGGGUGUGUGAAUGAGUGGGCAAGUUAGUAUGUGAAUGAGUGGGUGUGUGAACGAUUGUGUGUGUGAAUGAGUGUGUGUGAGCUAGUGUGUGAAUGAGUGUGAAUGGGUGUGUGAACGAGUGGGUGAGUUAGUGUGUGUGGGUGUGUGAACAAGUGGGUUUGUGUUUCAAUGAGUGGGUGAGUUAGUGUGUGAAUGAGUGGGUGUGUGAAUCAGUGAGUGUGUGAAUGGUCGAAUUUUUGAAUGUGUGAACGAGUUAGUGAUUUAGUGUGAAUGAGUGGGCGAAUUAGUGUGUGAAUGAGUGAGUUAGAGUGCGAAUGAGUGGGUUAGUGUGUGAAUGAGUGGGUAUGUGAAUGAGUGGGUGUGUGAACGAGUGGGUUAGUGUGUGAAUUAGUGGGUGUGUGAAUUAGUGGAUGAGUUAGUGUGUGAAUGAGUGGGUGAGUUUGUGAAUGAGUGGGUGUAUGAACGAGUGGGUGAGUUAGUGUGUGAAUGAGUUGGCGAGUUUGUGUGGGUGUGUGAAAGAGUGGGCGAGUUAGUGUGUGAAUGGGUGUGUGAACUAGUGGGUGAGUUAGUGUGUGAAUGAGUGUGAAUGGAUGUGUGAACGAGUGGGUGAGUUUGUGAAUGAGUGGGUGUGUGAACAAGUGGGUUUGUGUUUCAAUGAGUGGGUUAGUGUGUGAAUGAGUGGGUCAGUUACUGUGUGAAUGAGUGGGUGUGUGAAUCAGUGAGUGUGUGAAUGGUCGAAUUUGUGAAUGAGUGUGUGAACGAGUCAGUGAUUUA
This is a messenger RNA of Symphalangus syndactylus (siamang), 6800 nucleotides long. RefSeq names its product NKD inhibitor of Wnt signaling pathway 2 (gene NKD2). Gene Ontology annotation, cellular component: cytoplasm. Gene Ontology annotation, biological process: negative regulation of Wnt signaling pathway. Lineage: Eukaryota; Metazoa; Chordata; Mammalia; Primates; Hylobatidae. The record is from RefSeq and is a predicted model, not a curated record. Gene Ontology annotation, molecular function: calcium ion binding.